Pipistrellus nathusii (Nathusius's pipistrelle) is the source of this 1812-nucleotide messenger RNA. NCBI's taxonomy places the organism in Eukaryota, Metazoa, Chordata, Mammalia, Chiroptera, Vespertilionidae. The record is from the annotation of a GenBank genome assembly.
AUGAGUUGCGGAAAAGACUUUGUGGAAACAUUAAAAAAAAUUGGUUAUCCCAAAGCUGAUGUUCUUAAUGGGGAAGAUUUCGACUGGUUGUUUGAGACUGUUGAAGGUGAGUCAUUUUUGAAGUGGUUUUGUGGGACAGUGAAUGAACAGAACGUGUUGUCUAAAGAAGAAUUGGAAGCUUUCAGCAUUCUUCAAAAAUCCGGCAAGCCCAUCCUAGAAGGAGCAGCAUUGGAUGAAGCUCUUAAAACCUGUAAAACUUCUAAUUUGAAGAUACCUACCUUGGAUGACAAUGACCUAGAGAAAUUAGAGGAUGAGGUUCGAACUCUGCAAAAAUUAAAGAACCUAAAAAUUCAGCGACGUAAUAAAUGUCAGUUGAUGGCUUCAGUAACUAGGCACAAAUCUCUGAGGUUAAAUGCUAAAGAAGAAGAAGCCACUAAGAAGCUGAAACAGAGUCAAGGUAUUUUAAAUGCUAUGACUACUAAGAUUAAGAAUGAACUUGAGGCUCUAACAGACGGAGUUGCAAAAUUGAUGGCGUUCUUCAUACCUUCCAAUCUGAGUCAAGGGACAAAUCUUCCAGUGUUUUUAUCUCAGAUUUCCUUGGAAAAAUACCUCAGCCAAGAAGAGCAUUGCACAGCAGCAUUGACCUCAUAUACCAAAAAACAGUUCUUUCAGGGUAUACAAGAAGUAUACGAAAGUUCAAAUGAAGAAAAUUUUCAGCUUUUUGAUACACAAGCACCGUCUAUUUAUGAUAACCAAGAAGUCCUUGAGGAGAGACGGCUAGAGAUGGCUAGGCUGCAGCUGGCAUACAUUUGUGCUCAACAUCAGUUAAUUCACAUGAAAGCACGUAACUUGAGCAUGAAAUCAAGUAUAAAAUGGGCAGAGGAGAAUCUUCAUAGCUUCACUAGCAAAGUUCUUGGGAAAGAUGAAUUGGAUGCUAAAAUUUCUAGCUUGAACAUUCAGAUUCUGAAACUCAAAGAACAGAUUACUCAUAUAAAAGACAAAAGUUUGCCUGCUGUGGUAAAAAAGAAUGCCCAGUUAUUGAAUAUGCCAGUUGUGAAGGGAGAUUUUGAUCUGCAGAUUGCCAAACAAGACUAUUAUACAGCAAGACAAGAAUUCGUUUUAAAUCAGUUGAUAAAGCAAAAGGCAUCGUUUGAACUUCUGCAGUUAUCAUAUGAAAUUGAAAUGAGAAAGCAUUGGGACAUACAUCGUCAACUUGAAAAAUUGGUUCAUGAACUUAGUCAAAGUAAUACGAUGCUCCACAAGCAAUUAGAAAUGCUAGCUGACCCAUCAGUUACUCAGCAGGUAAAUCCAAGGAAUACCAUUGAUACCAAGGAUUAUUCUACUCACAGGCUUCAUCAGCUUUUAGAAGGAGAGAAUAAGAAGAAAGAAUUGUUUAUAACCCAUGAAAACCUGGAGGAAGUGGCUGAGAAAUUAAAACAGGAUGUUUCUUUAGUACAAGACCAAUUGGCAAUAUCUGCUCAAGAACAUUCUUUCUUUCUUUCCAAACUGAAUAAUGAUGUAGACACGCUUUGUGAUCUUUUAUAUCAAGGAGGAAACCAGCCUUUGCUUAGUGAUCAGGAGUUAACGGAGCAGUUUCAUCAAGUUGAGUCUCAACUGAACAAGUUAAAUCAUCUUCUCACUGAUAUUCUUGCUGAUGUAAAGACAAAAAGAAAAAUUUUGGCAUCUAAUAAACUGCAUCAAAUGGAAAGAGAAUUAUAUGUAUAUUUUUGUAAAGAUGAAGAUUAUCUGAAAGAGAUCGUGGAGAAUUUAGAAAACCAAUCAAAGAUUAAGGCUGCUGAUCUCAAAGAUUGA